Messenger RNA from Sparassis crispa, 1137 nucleotides. Its product is annotated as Uracil-DNA glycosylase. Gene Ontology annotation, molecular function: uracil DNA N-glycosylase activity. The transcript is spliced from 8 exons. Gene Ontology annotation, biological process: base-excision repair, AP site formation via deaminated base removal; base-excision repair. NCBI's taxonomy places the organism in Eukaryota, Fungi, Basidiomycota, Agaricomycetes, Polyporales, Sparassidaceae. Gene Ontology annotation, cellular component: nucleus; mitochondrion. Bases 1 to 1137 code for a protein of 378 amino acids. The record is from RefSeq and is a predicted model, not a curated record.
AUGAGUGGCACAGGACGCGUCGUUUAUCUCGAGGACCUCGAUGCUUCCGACGCUGUCUUCAAAAAGACAGAGAAGCAGGACAGCCCCAAGGCGGAGGUCGGUUCUACCGACGCCGCUGUCACGGUGGCCACUAAAGUCACCAUCGGCGAAGCCAAGUCCUCCGCCCCAGCGACCUUGAAGCGACAGCUCACUCUCAUGGACAUGUUCUCCACUGCCUCGGCCACCGCGGGCCCCGCUUCAAAGAAGAUUAAACUCGCCAGCUCAAGCACCGCCUCUAGCGUCGGCUCCAUGUCCAACUCAAGCUCCGGCUCGGCCAAAUCCCUCAACUCCAUUCCGUUCUCACUGUCCGCGUACCAGGACACGCUGUCAGAUGAAGAAAAGACCCUUCUUUCUCUCGAAUGUGAGACACUGGGCAAGAGCUGGUUGAAGAUGCUCAAGGACGAGAUCAGAAAGCCCUACUUCCUCCAGCUUAAGCGAUUCCUUUCCGACGCGGGCGUCAAGGGCCCAAAUGACAGUGCCAAGUCAUUGAAAGUAUACCCCGCCCCGAGAAACAUCUAUUCCUGGUCCAACUUGACACCUCUGGGUCGCGUAAAGGUUGUCAUCAUUGGCCAAGAUCCCUAUCACGGCCCUGGUCAAGCGCACGGGCUCUGCUUCUCAGUUCCCCAGGGAGUCGGUAUACCUCCUUCUCUGCGAAACAUCUAUACAGAAAUCAGGUCCGAGUAUCCUGAGUUUGAGCCUCCCAAGCAUGGGAAUCUCACGGCGUGGGCGGAGAACGGUGUCCUUCUACUGAACACCUGCCUGACGGUCAAGGCCGGCGAGGCGGGGUCUCACUCCAAUAAGGGCUGGGAGGAAUUCACAGACCGAGUGGUCGACGUCGUAGACAGAUACGGCGGCGCUAAUCUCUCGUCUGGCACGGGCGGGCGCGGUCGAGGCAUCGUCUUUCUGGCCUGGGGGGCCUGGGCCGCGAAACGAGUAGCGAAGCUGGAUAAGAAGAGACACCUCAUUUUGAGCAGCGCGCACCCAUCGCCUUUGAGCGCCAGCAGAGGUUUCUUUGGCAACGGCCACUUCAAGAAAGCAAACAAAUGGCUCGAAGAAAAAUACGGGUCAGAGGGUCGCGUGGACUGGUGCAAACUAUGA